Molecule: messenger RNA, 777 nt
Organism: Trypanosoma grayi
Lineage: Eukaryota; Euglenozoa; Kinetoplastea; Trypanosomatida; Trypanosomatidae
Product: putative cytochrome c1, heme protein, mitochondrial precursor
Exons: 1
Coding region: 1-777 (258 amino acids)
Biological process (GO): mitochondrial electron transport, ubiquinol to cytochrome c
Molecular function (GO): electron transfer activity; heme binding
Source: RefSeq, a predicted model, not a curated record
AUGGCUGGGAAGAAGGCACAUCCCAUCAAGCGGGAUUGGUACUGGAAUCACAACGAUCGCUACGAAAUUUGGCACAGUCUCGACUGGCCUUCUGUUCGUCGUGGGCGCCAGAUCUACACGGAGGUGUUUGCUCCAUGUCAUCCUUUGGGUCGCAUGACCUUUACGCACUUCCAGGGAUUCAUGACCCGCGAGGAAAUCAAGCAGUUGGCUUCUCAGUAUGAAGUAAUCGAUUCCGAACCCGACGCCCAGGGUAUGUUGAACCCCCGCCCUGGAAAGCCGACAGAUACACUUCCCCUGCCGUUCCCAAACCAGCGUGCCGCGCAGUUUGCAAAUAAUGGUUCAGAGCCACCAGAUCUGCAGCAUUCCGUAUUUGGUAAGGAUGGCGGUCCUGACUACAUCUUUUCUCUACUUACAGGUUACAACUGGGGCAACGGAGAGCUUCUCGAGAUACCGCCGUUCGCUCCAGAGCUGAAGCCAGGACAAUUCUGGAAUCCGUACUUCAAGGACUGCGUCCUUUCCAUGCCACCCCCACUCUCAGAUGGGAUGGUGGACUUCGAGGAUGGCACACCCGCAACAACGAGCCAGAUGGCGAAAGAUGUGGUAAGUUUCUUGCGUUGGUCUGCAGAGUCGGAGUACGAUGACCGCCGUGUCAUGUUCUGGAAGACGUUCACUACUCUGGGCCUUGUGAACUGCAUCCUUCUGCACUACGGACAGAAGAAUACCAACUGGCGUAUCUACGGACGGACAACCUUCCGUUACUGGAAGAAGACUUGGUAG